CAUUGUGCGCGCUGAAACUGCAUGCCGAAGACGCCAUUAGCCUCUCUGUCUUUCCGUCUCUCCCAACCGUCAGGGCGUGCGUAGUAUACCAACAGGCUCGAAGCGAUGAGCUUGAUCAGCAUGAUGGAGGCGAGGCUGCCCCCGGGGUUCCGGUUCCACCCGAGGGACGACGAGCUCGUGCUGGACUACCUGCGCCGCAAGCUCUCCGGCAAAGGCGGCGGAGGAGCAUACGGCGGCAUCGCCAUGAUCGACGUCGACCUCAACAAAUGCGAGCCGUGGGAGCUUCCAGACGAGGCGUGCGUGGGCGGGCGGGAGUGGUACUUCUUCAGCCUGCACGACCGCAAGUACGCGACGGGGCAGCGCACCAACCGCGCGACGCGGUCGGGGUACUGGAAGGCGACGGGCAAAGACCGCCCCAUCUACGGCCGGCGCGGCGGCGGCGCCGUGGUCGGGAUGCGCAAGACGCUGGUGUUCUACCAGGGCAGAGCCCCCCGCGGGACCAAGACCGAAUGGAUCAUGCACGAGUUCCGCGUGGACGGCCAGGCCGUUGCCGUUGCCGGCCGCCACGGCUCACCUCUCAAGAACGACUGGGUGCUGUCUAGGGUGUUCUACAAGAGCAGAACCACCACCACAAGACCAGCGGGCGCCGACGAGGCCGGGUCACUGUCCAGCGAGCUGAUCAGCCUGCCGAUGCCGCCGCCUCACAUGUCCCCCGUCGACGCCUACCUAACCUUGGAUCACGCGUCGGCGGCCUCCAUUGGCGGCUACUACCAGCAAGACGCCGGCCUCCCGGCGGCGCAGGCGCUGCCGUUCAAGUCCCUGUCGGGCUUCCGGGACCUGCUGAGCAGCAUGGUGGAAGUCAACGGCGGCGCAGUUGCAAAGACGGAGUUCCAGCACGACUGGGCGCCCGAGGCGGCCUACGCGCAGCAGAGCGGCGUGUCGUCGCAGACGUGGAACCCGUUUCUGAGUUCUGGAUGAUGGCACACGGCUCAGUUGCUGAAGUGUAGCAGGCAGUGUGUGCUUAGCGAGCAGUCAGUUUGUCUGUAAUUCGAUUUGGUUAGCGUGAACGAUGCAGUGUAUUAGAUGUAGGGUAGUAAGUAGCAACCCAGACACUAGAUAGGAUGGAAUGGAGUGUCUUGGCGCAGUAACUGUUGUACAUAGGAUUGUCGCAGAAAAUUACUACUUUUUUUCUCCGUCUCAA
Molecule: messenger RNA, 1201 nt
Organism: Phragmites australis (common reed)
Lineage: Eukaryota; Viridiplantae; Streptophyta; Magnoliopsida; Poales; Poaceae
Product: NAC domain-containing protein 21/22-like
Exons: 3
Coding region: 106-978 (290 amino acids)
Biological process (GO): regulation of DNA-templated transcription
Molecular function (GO): DNA binding
Source: RefSeq, a predicted model, not a curated record